AUAAGCUGAUAGGUGAGGACCGACGGGAGCCGUCAUCUAAUGCAGGUAGAUGUCACUCGGAAGCCGGCAGCCUCUUCGAUGGCUUGCACGCCGGGGAGGAGGUCCUCACGAGUGCCGUCUCUCGGUCGCUCUUGUCGGGUCCACCUGGAGCCACGACUGGCCGCUCUCCUCACGUCAAACCGGUCGCUGGUCUUUGGUAGCCGCGCAAAAGUCGUCCUGUCAGACGGCUGUGGUCGGUCGGUGCGAAGCCAAAGAGGAGCUUUUAGUUGUUUUCUUGUUGAAAUGACAGAAUAAAGUUUUUUUUUUCAAAACCCGAAUGUGGCGCCCGCUUGGCUUGUGUAGUAGCCGGCAUGCUUGCUGCUUUCCUCCGCCUUUGUGCUCAUGUUUGGCCGAGGAGGUCCUCCCCCUACGGCGCUGGGCGGAGUUUCAUACCGGACCAGGCGCUCCUUUUGUCGGAUCUCUUUCGACCUGACUCCCCGGGGCUUCGGGCACAAAGAACAGAACAGAGACUUCUUCUAUGAGCACAGCCACAAAACGUCCGCGGCGUGUGCAGGAGUGUGUGGAACGUGGACCGGAACCACAGGGGGGCGGAGUCAGUUUGAACAGACUCUGCAUGAUGAAUGGCGUUGGCCUUGCUGCGCCUCAAAGCGGCAGACUCAAGAUUGUGGCAGAUGAAUGGCGUCAGGAGGACUGUCUGACACUGUUGGAGAGGAUUCGCAGCCUUCUUCCUGAUGCAGAUGCCAUGAAGUACAAAACAACAGAGUCGCACUUCGACUGGAACAAGGUGGGCUUUGGAAGCUUCACGGGAGAAAUGUGUCGCCAGAAGUGGAGCAAAGUUUCGUCAGAGGUCCGCAAGUACAGAACCAUGACAGAGCUCAUCUUGGAUGCCAUCGAGUUUGUUAAAUAUCCCUACAAAGGCAAGAAGUUGAAGACGCAUCCUGAUUUCCCCAAGAAGCCGUUGACGCCGUAUUUCAGGUUCUUCAUGGAGAAAAGAGCCAAAUAUGCCAAAAUCUACCCGGAGAUGAGCAACCUGGACCUGACCAAGAUCUUGUCCAAGAAGUACAAAGAGCUGCCAGAUAAGAAGAAGCAAAAGUAUGUCACCGAAUUCCAGAGUGAAAAAGAGGAAUUUGGGAAGAACAUGGCUCGAUUCAAACACGAGCAUCCUGACCUAAUGGAGGAAAGCAAGAAGUCGGACCUUCCCGAGAAACCAAAAACUCCUCAGCAGCUUUGGUACAACCACGAGAAGAAGACCUACCUUAAACUCCACCCGGAGGUGACCCAGAAGGAGAUGAAGGAUGUGUUGCGGAGACAAUGGUCUCAGUUGUCUGACAAGAAAAGACUGAAGUGGAUCAGCAAAGCUUUGGAGCUUCAGAAAGACUACGAGGACAACAUGCGAGUGUAUCAUGAGGCUCAUCCAGACGUCACGUCAGACGAUCACGUGCGCUCCGUCCUCACAAAGGCGGAAAGACAGCUGAAGGACAAGUUUGACGGACGGCCGACUAAACCGCCGCCGAACGGAUACUCGCUGUACUGUGCCGAACUGAUGGUCAACAUGAAGGACGUUCCCAGCACGGAGCGCAUGGUCCUGUGCAGCAAAAGAUGGAAGAUGAUGACCCAGAAGGAAAAGGACAUGUUUCAGAAACGCUGCGAGCAGAGGAAGAAGCAGUACGAUGUGGACUUGCAGAGGUUUCUAGCGAGCCUUCCAGAAGAAGAACGAGACCGCAUUCUGACCGAGGAGAAGCUGGGUGGAGCCAGGGGGACAGGAGGCGUGGUCUCCAGUCCGCACAGAACCAAGUCGCCGCUCAUCAAGGUGGAAGAACCAGAACUAUGGGGCUCUUCGGGCUCCAAGGAGCGUCAUGACACCAAGAAGACGGCCAAACUUCCCGAGACACCCAAAACGGCAGAAGAGAUGUGGCAGCACACCGUGACCGCCGACUUCCUGUCCAAAUGCAGAAGCGACCGCAGGAAAGCUCAAGCAGCCAUGGAGGCGGCCUGGAAGUCCAUGGAGAAGAAGGAGAAGAUUCAGUGGAUCAAGAAAGCAGCAGAAGACCAGAAGCGCUACGAGAGAGAGCUGCUGGAAAGGAGGACGCCGCCACUGCCGCUGCCACCAGCAGGGAACCAGAAGAAGCCUAAAUUUGAUGGCGAGCCAAAGAAGCCUCCAGUGAGCGGUUAUCAGAUGUUCUCGCAGGAGCUGCUGACGAAUGGCGAGCUGAACCACUUCAGCCUGAAAGAGCGAAUGGUGGAGAUUGGCAAGCGUUGGCACAAACUGACGCCGGGCCAAAAGGACAAGUACAAGAAGCACGUGGACGAGCAGCAGGGCGAGUACAAGGCAGAACUAGAGGCGUGGAUCAAGUCUCUCUCCCCGCAGGAUCGCGACGCCUACAAAGAGUUUUCCUCCUCGAAACGUCGCAGCACAGCAAAACUUGGAAGCAGUCGUCCAACAAAAGUGCUCCUAACAACGAAGGGCAAGGUGAUGCCCUCCAAGGUCCCACCCCUUGGAGUGGGCGUCAGCAAACGAGCAAUGGCGUACAGAGCAAAGCAAGACAUGUCCGACUCAGACGACGACAAGAGUGAAUCGUCCGACUCUGAUGACGACGAGGAGACAUCGGGAAGCAGCGACAGCGAAGACGACGAGAACGAUGAGGAUGAAGAUGAAGAUCAGACGUCUUCAGAGGAAUCCAGUGACUCGGACUCAGACUAGCCCUGCCUCCUCUUUGGAGAGGAUAGGCUGUGCUGGCCACGCCUCGUGGUGUGACAAGAAUUAGGGGCGGAGCUUAAGACAGCAUUUUGUUAUUUUUUUGAUCAGAUAGGUGGGCGGGCUUGUCUGAAAACAUGAAUAAGAAAUGAAUGCACUUUUUCUCACCCUGACAAGUAAAGUUU
Messenger RNA from Nerophis lumbriciformis (worm pipefish), 2880 nucleotides. RefSeq names its product upstream binding transcription factor, like (gene ubtfl). The record is from RefSeq and is a predicted model, not a curated record. NCBI's taxonomy places the organism in Eukaryota, Metazoa, Chordata, Actinopteri, Syngnathiformes, Syngnathidae.